Messenger RNA from Notothenia coriiceps (black rockcod), 1286 nucleotides. Its product is annotated as glutathione peroxidase 2-like. NCBI's taxonomy places the organism in Eukaryota, Metazoa, Chordata, Actinopteri, Perciformes, Nototheniidae. Gene Ontology annotation, biological process: response to selenium ion; response to hydrogen peroxide; glutathione metabolic process. The transcript is spliced from 2 exons. Gene Ontology annotation, cellular component: cytosol; mitochondrion. Gene Ontology annotation, molecular function: glutathione peroxidase activity. The record is from RefSeq and is a predicted model, not a curated record.
GGCUAUUUAGGAGCUCUGGUUUAACUGAUUUACCAUAUUUGGGUAAUAAUUCAUGUUAAACUGGGCGGCAUGAUGAUGGUAACCUUGAUGGCGUUCUGAGUUUAGAAUUGCAAUUAUGAUCUCUCACAACGUUUGCGAUAGAAUCGUCUGGGUAUUGAAAACAACACAAAGAACAUUUGUAAUAAAUUAGAAAAAAAUCAGCAUUGAGAGUAGUUUGAAAUGCAACCUGUCCCGCCCAUAAAAAAAAUUAGGGUUGGACUUAAAAGGAACUUGGACCGCCCAGCUCAGAUAAACUGAACGUUUCUUUCUCCUUAAAUCUACUUGAUUUUGUAAUUCAUCCGGAAUUUGUGAGAAUGGCAGGCAAUGUGAAAAGGUUUUACGACCUGACAGCUAAGAUGCUGUCUGGAAAAAGCUUUAGUUUUUCUGCCCUGAAGGACAAAGUUGUUCUCAUUGAGAAUGUGGCGUCUCUUUGAGGAACAACAACCAGGGACUACACUCAGAUGAACGAGCUCAACAGGCGGUACUCUGCAAAGGGACUUGUUAUUCUGGGUGUGCCCUGUAAUCAGUUUGGACAUCAGGAGAACUGCAAGAAUGAUGAAAUUCUAAGGUCUCUGAAGUAUAUCCGUCCAGGCGAUGGAUUUGAACCUAAUUUCCAGCUCCUUGAAAAGGUGGAUGUGAAUGGAAAGGAUGCCCAUCCCUUGUUUGUAUAUCUGAAGGAAAAGCUUCCAUUUCCCUGUGAUGAUGCCAUGGCCCUUAUGACCGACCCAAAGUUAAUAAUUUGGAGUCCUGUUAGUAGGAAUGACGUCUCCUGGAACUUUGAGAAGUUCCUGGUUGGCCCUGAUGGAGAGCCUCACAAGCGUUACGGCAGAAAUUUCCUUACCAUUGACAUUGAGACAGAUAUUAAAAAGCUACUUAAGAGGGUCAAUUAAAGUUUGUUACAACUCACAGACCAGCCUGGUCAAAAAGAUUAAUCAGUACACAUCUGUUUGUUUUGGGUAUUUCAUCAUGUUUUUCCACCUUCCUAGUUGAAGACAAUUGUAAUCGCAUGCACCCCUAAAUGUGUGGUACUGUGCAGUGCACUAUGGUAGUUCAGCCUCUUUACUCAAUGAAGACACUCUUUUAAACAAGUUUUGUGGGGAGUUUCUGAUGAACAUGUAAAAUACUGAUUGCCUGACUGUAUAACUCACAUGACCAUUAUCUUCAUUGGGUUGUAUUAAAAAAAAAUGUAAUGCCAUUUCUGUAUAGGCCUACUGUAUGCAGAGCUGCAAAAUAAAAAUAUGGUGGCC